This is a messenger RNA of Ochotona curzoniae (black-lipped pika), 2802 nucleotides long. RefSeq names its product TBC1 domain family member 22A (gene TBC1D22A). The transcript has 13 exons. The record is from RefSeq and is a predicted model, not a curated record. The coding region runs from base 65 to 1600 and encodes 511 amino acids. Gene Ontology annotation, biological process: activation of GTPase activity. Lineage: Eukaryota; Metazoa; Chordata; Mammalia; Lagomorpha; Ochotonidae. Gene Ontology annotation, molecular function: GTPase activator activity.
UCACCGGGGGCAGGGCGGAGGCCGCGGGGCCGGGGUGCGGCGCUGCGAGCGAUGCGGAGGGGCCAUGGCCAGCGACGGGGCCAGGAAGCAGUUCUGGAAGCGCAGUCACGCCAAGGUUCCGGGCAGCAUCCAGCAUGUGUAUGGAGCCCAGCACCCCCCGUUUGACCCCCUGGUGCAUGGCACCCUGCUGAAAUCCGCACCCAAGGUGCCCACCACCCCGGUGAAGGCCAAGAGGGUCAGCACCUUCCAGGAGUUCGAGAGCAACACCAGCGACGCCUGGGACGCCGGGGAGGACGACGACCAACUCCUGGCCAUGGCAGCUGAGAGCCUCAACACCGAGGUCGUCAUGGAGACAGCCCACCGUGUGCUGCGCGACCACAGCCAGCGGCAGGGCCAGCACCCACCGCAGGAGGCAUCGGCCCCCGAGGCGGAGCUGCCUGCGGCCCCAGGUGCCGACCUGUGGCUUGUCAAGUCGGUCAGCGAGAGCCAUGCGGCCUGCCCAGCAGAAGGUGCUGGUGGCGCGGCCUCUCUGCAGAGGUCUCAGUCCCUCCCACACUCGGCCAGUGGCACGCUGGCCGCGGCGGCUGACCCCGGCAUCGUCGGCAGCUGCGCGCUGAGUGAGAGAGAGGCCUCCCGGCUCGACAGGUUCCAGCAGCUGCUUGCUGGCCCCCACACGGACCUCGAGGAAUUACGGAAGUUGAGCUGGUCUGGAAUUCCGAAGCAGGUUCGCCCCAUUACCUGGAAGCUUCUUUCUGGUUACCUUCCUGCCAACGCAGACCGAAGGCCAGCCACUCUGCAGAGGAAGCAGCAGGAGUAUUUUGCUUUCAUUGAACACUAUUACGACUCGAGGAACGAUGAAGCUCACCAGGACACCUACAGACAGAUCCACAUCGACAUCCCUCGCAUGAGCCCCGAGGCCCUGAUACUUCAGCCCAAGGUGACCGAGAUUUUUGAAAGGAUCUUGUUUAUAUGGGCAAUCCGUCACCCUGCCAGUGGCUACGUGCAGGGCAUCAACGACCUCGUCACCCCCUUCUUCGUGGUCUUCAUGUGUGAGUACCUGGACACGGAGGACGUGGAGAGCGUGGACAUGUGCAGCGUGCCCACGGAGGUGCUGCGCAACAUUGAGGCCGACACCUACUGGUGCAUGAGCAAGCUGCUGGACGGCAUCCAGGACAACUACACUUUUGCGCAGCCUGGGAUUCAGAUGAAAGUGAAGAUGUUGGAAGAGCUGGUGAGCCGGAUUGAUGAGCAAGUGCACCAGCACCUGGACCAGCACGAGGUGAGAUACCUGCAGUUCGCCUUCCGCUGGAUGAACAACCUGCUUAUGAGGGAAGUGCCGCUGCGUUGCACCAUCCGCCUGUGGGACACCUACCAGUCUGAACCCGAGGGCUUCUCGCAUUUCCACUUGUAUGUCUGUGCAGCUUUUCUCAUGCGAUGGAGAAAAGAAAUUCUAGAAGAAAGAGAUUUCCAGGAGCUGCUACUCUUCCUGCAGAACCUGCCCACGGCCCACUGGGAUGACCAGGACGUCAGCCUGCUGUUGGCCGAGGCCUACCGCCUCAAGUUCGCCUUUGCCGACGCCCCCAAUCACUACAAGAAGUGAGCCCAGACUGCUGACAGGCGAGGCUCUGCUGUAGAGUCCUGUCCUGCCAGGACUGGCCAGGCCCAGGCCCGCUCCGGGGCGGGCAGGGAGGGAGCCACCUGCUUCUGAGAUACCAAAGAGAGCCAGGGGGCAGGUCCUGGCCUCAGGGCUGAGGUGUGGCAGGUGCCACCCUCGUCCGGUCCCAGCAGUGUCCUUGCCAAAUGACCGCCUCCUGGGCCCCGAGCCCAGAGGCAGACCCACGCCCAGAGGCCCCGGGCAGGGGGCAGUGGCUGCCAUCUCGUCCUUCCCUGGGAGUGCCAAGUUUAUCUUGUUGAGUGAAAGAAAAUAAAAUAGAGAGAGUGCACUUCCGGGCCCUGGCGCCCCUGCGCCCACUGCCCAGGCUGAGGGCAUGUCCUUGUCUGUGUUGGGCACACGCUCCCGAGGCUGUGGGGAGGAGGCCUGCUUUCCACUCUGGGGGCAGCUGGGCCUCUGUGAGCAAGCAAGCAGGUGUAGGGCAUCCCACUGUGGCACCUGCACACUGGAGCUCUGCCAGGCCCUGUCCCCACAGCCUCGCUGCCCCUUCCCUGUCCACCGAGCCUGCCUGAUGGUGCUGGGCCCCUGGAGCUUGCCUGGUCUGAGUUUGCUACUACAGGGGCUCUGGCGCUCGCCUCACCUGUGUUCCAUGUGGUGGACACCCGCACAUGAGGCGGCAGCCUUUGCCUUGGCUUGAGGACCCACUGUCACCCCCACACCACCUGCUUUUGGGAACAGCCAUGCCCCGGCCACCGACCCAGGCUGUGGAGUGUGCAGGCGUGUGACGUGUGUUCCUGUUGCUAUUUAAAUACUCUGGGUCAUUGCAGACAGCAGAGAGAUUAGCACAGGAUUCUUUGCUUGUCUGCUGCUCCCAGUCGGCGGGGCAGAGCGCGUCCCUGCUCUCCCACCUUGGCCCCACCCAUCCCAGCAUCCAGGGGACCCCUCCCUCUGCUCCUGGAGUCCAUGUGCAGGGCUCCCCACCUCACUGAGCUGAGCCGUUCUCUGAUGGCGGCUCUGCUGGAGGCAGCGGCCCCUCCCAGGCUCUCCCAGCUCCUGCGUGUCCCGUGGGUGUGACACGAGGGGUGGGCACGAGGGGUGUGGAUGGCCGCCUGCGUGCUCACAGCUGUGGGAGACAGCGUGCGGGCCAAGCCCUCUGAUACACCAGAAAUAAAGACACAGUCAUCAAGCCC